Molecule: messenger RNA, 1788 nt
Organism: Saitoella complicata NRRL Y-17804
Lineage: Eukaryota; Fungi; Ascomycota; Saitoellomycetes; Saitoellales; Saitoellaceae
Exons: 4
Coding region: 52-1776 (574 amino acids)
Source: RefSeq, a predicted model, not a curated record
AAGCUGUACACAAUACCGAAGUCAACGUUACACCCCGACCGUCAAUACCAAAUGGACCCUCCAACAGUGCCCAAUUCACGUCAAGAACGCAGAGAAGCCCGUGUUCGAGGCGCAAAUACACAUAAAGUCCAGGAUGUCGCGUUUACGAUUCAAACGGGCGCAGGUGGAGGCGCGCCGCCGGUGAGGACGCCGGGGAACAGGAGGACGGUAACACAAGCCCCAACGACAGGGAAGAAGAGUGGGAGUACGGUUAAACGCAACGCGACAAAUGCCGUACAACCCGCGUCAGCAAAACGCACACCAGCACCACAACUACCCGCGAGCGUACAACGACCUGCAGCCCCAUCCACCGCCAAACGGUCCGCAACAACAGCAGCCCUCCACCCGACGCGUACAAGCACGGCGAAGAAACUCUCUACCUUUGGACCUGCAUCUCGUGGAGUAGGCAGUGUGCGACGACCGACUGCGCCCGCGGUGAUACCACGGAACGGAGGUGCGGACACACCGAGUAAUCGACGCGCUGGGGGACGGAGGCGGAGGCAGCAGGAUCCGGAGGGUGUGGACUCUCCAAUCAAGAAAAGUCGGUUGGGUGAGGAGGUGGAGCAGGAGCAUGAGGAACAACAAGAGGGAGUGGAGGAGUCGGAGAAGGAGGUCAAUGGGGAUGGAGAGGAGGGGUCGGCGGAGAUGAGUUUGGUUACGGAGGAGAAUGUGGUGAUGCCGAUACAAACAGAGCAAGAGGUCGAUGAGGAAAUACCAGAAGUGGAAGCUGAAGUUGAGCCUGAGCAGGAGCAACCGGAGCAACCGGAGCAACCGGAGCAGGAGUCGGAAGAAAACGUUGACGAGGAGGAAGACAUGGCGUCAACACUGCCAACGCCGAAAGCAUUGAAGACAAACGGCGUUUCGCGGAGCAAGACCGAUCUACCGAGACGCGAUACGGCAAAUCUGAAUGGCGACAGACCAGUAUUGGCACCAGGACGGGCUCCAGCAGAUGCGACGCGCCCAGCGACAUCGCAAGAGAAUGGAACGACGCAACAAAAGCGCAAGGCAAAGGCAACGGACCCAACACCUUCUGCAACCCCCGCAAAGAAACAGAAGUCACGACCUACGCGACCAGAACCCACCACAACCCAACAAACCGACUCUACCCUCCCUUCUCAAUCACAAUCUCAACCUCCCCGCAAAAAAGCGCUCGAAUCCCGCUCCGUCCAAAUCACAACCCACAAAUUCUCCGCCUCCAACACCACCCGCGCCCCCACCAACGAGCUCGACAUCAUCCUCGCACUCCUCACCGAACAACUCGACCGUCUCCGGCAGCGCACCACAAUCGACGCCCGUACCCGCCUCAUCCUCGACGCAUUCACCGAAGAAGUAACGAUCCGUCUAUUACAAAUGACUGACGCGUUGGAUUCGUAUCAUAGUUUGGUCGUGGCGAAUCGGAGGGCGGGGAGGAGGAAGGGGGAGUUGAGGGCGGAGCUGUUGAGGGUGAGAAGGGAGAGGGCGGGGGUUAGGGAUAGGAUGACAGAAGUUCGUCGACAGCAUGCCGAAGCCGUAGAGAUAAACGAGGAGAUGGAAGGUGUUGGACGAUUCUUCGAGGAGGUGGUCAAGAUGAGGGAGGAGGAUGCGGGGGAGGUACGGGAAGCAGAGGAGAUGAAGGGGAUGGAGGGGUUGUUGAGGGUUGUGGGGCCGGUUGUUACGGGGGAGUAUGCGAUUGCGAAGCGUUUGAGUGUGUUUAAUGGGUUUUUGGAGAGGGUUGAGGAGGCUAUUCGGAAGGCGUAGGAUAGGAAGGCU